AGGUCGAUUCAUUAUUGCUCAACAGGUUUGAUGUCACGUAACAUAAUGCUGUGGUUGUUUCGUUUUCCCGACCGAAUCUGAUUGUGAAAGUUGUCCUGUACAAGUCCAAUGUCAUCUUUGAGGCCAAGGACAACGCAAGCUCCUCCACAUCAAAUCACAUCCUCCGUUUCCAACCGCCCAAGCUUCUUGCACAGUAAUGGAUCUAUACAUUAAAAAAAUGGAAAACCUAACAAGAAGUGCUGCCCAGUUCAUUUGUGUGUCUGUUGAACUAAUUUGGAUGGCUGUUGAGAAAAAAAUACUCUCCAAAACCAAAGGAGACACCUACACAAAAGAGAUUCUUCACACAAUUUUCUUUUUGUCAUAUAUUAAUCAGCCUUCCAUCAAACCAGAAGAAAUCUUGACAGGAAAACGACUGACAUAUUUGUUUUCUUUGUACCCCGAUGCAUUUGAUCGAUACAAAACAUAUCUACCAACACGUCCACCUUACUCAAUACUACUCGAAAUUGUUGUGAAAUGCCAAGGAAGCGGAGAUGCAAACAAAAUUCUGAAUUUCCUAUGGAUGCUAAAUGAGAAAAUGUUGGCCCCACGGACUCACUGGGAAAGUAGGAUGUCUGAAGAUGAUUUCUCAUUUAUUUCACACGUCAUCAGCUGUUGCUAUUUCCACGAUACAAUCACAGAUAAUAAAACUGGAUAUUUUUGGGGUGGUUCAAUUUCGUGCAAAGGGAAACUUCAGAAAGAUAUUAUGAUAGACAUAUUAUGCUGUCAGAGAUGGAACAAGGCUGUUACUUUGGCAGUGUACACAGCUUCAACAUGUGAAAGGCAGGCUAUCAUGCUUCCUCCUAAUCUACAUACAACAGUUUAUGAGAAGGUGCACAACAGAGAUCAUGUGAAAGAUGCGACAAGAAAUGACAUACUUUCUCAUUUUAGAUGGGAAGCUGUAAAUUGUCACUCACAUACUUCCGUAAACAGUAAAAAAUCUUUUUGGAAAUACUAUUUCACUAAAAAAGCACCCUGUCAAAAAUGCCUUUUUAUGUUUCCAGAUAUGAAUUAUGAACAACGACGACAAACAUAUAACAUAAUAUGGAACUAUGGCAAUUGUGCUGAAUGUGACUCUUUGAGCAGUCUUCUCAAUGCCCACAGUGACAUCUUAAAUGGAAUAACCAUUCAUCCACAAAGUGGAUUAACCUCAAAUUCUCAAAAAGGAAUUCAGAUCCCUGAAAUCUCUCUCUUCAUUAAUGUAAUAAAACAAAGACUUAAAUUUAAUCUGAAGUCAUUUCAUAUUAAUCUGGACCGUGAACUUUUAUUCUAUGACCCAACUGAAUUUCAGGCUUCUAGGGAGAAAUCAAAUGCCCUUAGUUUGGUGGACUUGUUUAGUUCCACUGUGGCCAAAGCAAGACAAUUAAGCCAAAUAGUAAAUCCUUUUUGGCAACCACUACUUUCAAAUCCAUUGCCUAUUCUAGUACCUGACUCCAGGUUAUAUUCUCCUUCAGCUCCCAACGUCAAACCAUUGCCUGUUCCAAUUGGCAAUUUCAAUUCAUGCAUUAGUUUGUCUCCACAACCGAACAGUAAUUUGUUGAAGCCCUCGUCAACCAUUCCUGGUACUUUACACCUCCAUCCAUCAGUUCCUUUUCUGUUGCCUACUCCAGUUUUAACACAACAUAAUCCCAGUUUCAAUUACUACAGACUCCAGACUUCACCUUUAUCAUGGCACCAAUCUCCACUUAAGGCCUGCUCUAGUCACAUGUUUAGUUGUCCCACUAAGUCGCCUUACAUUCAUGAUCGCUCACAGUCUUUAAAUCAUAUCAAUGGUCAGCCCCAGACCCAAAUUGGCUUUUAUGGUUUACUCCAAUCUCCAAUUAGAAUCUGCCAUCAAUCCCAGUCCCCAAUUCACAAAAAGCAAAAAUCCCAAUCUGUAAAGUGUUCACCUUCAAUCAAAGGUGCAGGCUCUAAAAUCAAAAAAUAAUUUACAAGACAGAUGAAGAAGCCUCUUUUUGUGCCACCGUACUGUAAAACUGCUUAAGUGAAUUAAAUGUCCUCACCUCAAUUGCUCCUCCUGUUAGACUGCGAAAAUAGAUAUUUUCUGAAAUCUGUCAGCAAACUUUCCAUAAUCCUGAUCCCCCAAUCACAAUCCUUAUACUCCUCAUCAAAAUGAACACUGCUCUCUUGCCAGCAAACGCAGCUUUAAAAUAACAGACUGUACAUAAACUACAAAUACAUGACACGUAGCGUAUAUGAUUUGAGCUCUUUGUGACAAUCUUUUACGUGAAAGAAGCACAAUAUGAACGCAAGUGGCUUUUGUGCACGUGCUGCGCGCGUGUUUUGACAGUUUUCCGCGAAACAGACGGAAUCAAUCCGUGAAGUCGAUGUGCUCUGCAGUUUUUCCUGUGUGCUUUUCAUUCCGUGUUGAAUUGUUUUAAGGUCAUAAAAAACGAUGACAGUAAA
This is a messenger RNA of Callorhinchus milii (elephant shark), 2442 nucleotides long. RefSeq lists its product as uncharacterized. Bases 197 to 1963 code for a protein of 588 amino acids. The transcript is spliced from 5 exons. The record is from RefSeq and is a predicted model, not a curated record. NCBI's taxonomy places the organism in Eukaryota, Metazoa, Chordata, Chondrichthyes, Chimaeriformes, Callorhinchidae.